AUGCCCGUUUUGAAAGAAACAAAUUAUACCGUUUGGGCCAUUCAAAUCAAAGUUAUACUUGAAGCGAAUGGAUUAUGGGAGAUGAUAGAACCUAAGGAAGAUGCGGAACCCGAUGAGAAAAGGGAUAUGGCAACGAUUGCCUUUUUAUACCAAGCAUUGACCGAAGACGUGAUACUCCAAGUUGCGGGGUGUAAGACUGCGAAAGAAGUCUGGGAGGCGUUAAAAAAGAGACAUGUCGGAAAAGAUAAAGUGCAGAAGGCACGCUUACAAUCGUUGAUGAUUGGAUUUCAAACACUCCAAAUGAGGGAGGACGACACGUUAGAUGCCUUUACCGCUAAGUUAAAUGGUUAUGCCACCAAGGCAAAAGAAUUAGGAAAAACCUUGGACCAACCGUUAUUAGUACGGAAACUUUUAGAUUCCAUGCCAGAUAGGUUUAUCCAAAUAGUGGCAUCCAUAGAACAAAACUCUAAUAUAGACGAAGUCACUUUCGACGAGAUCAUUGGAAAAUUAAAAGCAUAUGAGGAAAGAAUUAGACUCAAGAAAGGAGGACGUGGAAACAGCCAGGAAAACUUAUUAUUUGCGCAAGGCGAACACUCUGGGAGAGGAAGGCGAUUCGGCAAUCGCGGACGUGGUAGAUCAAACUCUUCACGAGGAAACUGGCAAAACAACAGAAAUAGAAACGACUCGAAAGAGGAAGGCUCAACUCACAAGACGAGAACAAACACAAAGUGGAAUAGGCAAGUGAGGGAUAUGAGCAAAGUACAAUGUCACAGAUGUAGAAAAUUUGGACAUUAUAGGAAAGACUGCAAUCAACUACCGACAACACAGGAACAAUCGAAUCUUAUCCAAGACGACGAAGAGCCAUCAUUGUUAAUGGCAACGCACAAAACUGAGAACGAAAAGGUAUCGUUAAAUGAAGGACAAUUUCAACCCGAAAAGUAUGGGACGUGUUCGUUUUGGAGAUGGAUCGUAUGUAAAGAUAAAAGGAAAAGGCUCUGUUUUGUUAGGAUGUAG
Messenger RNA from Erigeron canadensis, 1014 nucleotides. RefSeq lists its product as uncharacterized. Bases 1 to 1014 code for a protein of 337 amino acids. Lineage: Eukaryota; Viridiplantae; Streptophyta; Magnoliopsida; Asterales; Asteraceae. The record is from RefSeq and is a predicted model, not a curated record. The transcript has a single exon. Gene Ontology annotation, molecular function: nucleic acid binding; zinc ion binding.